This is a messenger RNA of Cyclopterus lumpus (lumpfish), 2342 nucleotides long. It is a transcript of the gene znf576.2, whose product is annotated as zinc finger protein 576, tandem duplicate 2. The transcript is spliced from 5 exons. The coding region runs from base 178 to 1437 and encodes 419 amino acids. NCBI's taxonomy places the organism in Eukaryota, Metazoa, Chordata, Actinopteri, Perciformes, Cyclopteridae. The record is from RefSeq and is a predicted model, not a curated record.
AAGACUGCGCGGCAGCCAUCUUAGUUGUACCAACGGCUAUCUGUCACACACCAGGAAGUGUCCGAUCUAUCCGUUGUACUUCUCUGGGGGUCAACUCUUUCAGUCAAACUAUCGGCAAAGAGCGGCUAGAGGACAUUUGUUUAGGCUGUGCCUGUGGAGACCAGCCAGUAUACCAGGAUGGACUCUGAUAUUUUGAACAUAGAAGAGAUUGUGAUGGGUCGGGGAUUGCCAGAUCCUCCUCCUGUAGUUCCCCCAGUAAAACCAGCAGAACCGCACAAACCCAUCCUUUUGAAAGGACCUCCUGUAGCCUCCGUUCAAUCCUACCAGCAUGAAAACCUGCAGUGUUUCCAGUGCUUCAUCACCUUCUGCAGUGCCAAAGCCAAGGAAAGGCAUAUGAAGAAGAGCCACCGGGAAGAGUAUAAGCAACAGCUUCAGCAGGGAAACACAUUGUUCACGUGCUAUGUCUGUGACCGAUCAUUUCUGUCAUCUGAGGAAUUGACACAGCACCAGCCAACACACAGCAAGGACGACAAGCCCUUCAAAUGUGUGCACUGCAAGGAGAGCUUUAAAACAUUCUCUGAACUAACAGCCCACAGAAGACAGGUGUGUCCAGAGAAGCAGUUGGUUUGUAAAGAUUGCAAUGAAACCUUCCGGAGCGCUGGACUGUUGCGUACUCAUCGCCUGACCCAGCAUCUUCGCCCAGAGGUAGAGACGGCCGAACAGCUGGAGGACCCGACGAAAACCCACCGCUGUAAGAAGUGUGGUCAGGGCUUUGAAACGGAGCCAGAGCUGAUAGAACACCAGGAGAAGUACCCCGAAGGUCAGCAUUGCAACGGCAGUGCUUCAGCCGCCAAGAAACGUGGACGGCCUUCCAAAGCUGAAGACCCGGCAGCUGCUGAGAAAAAGGGAAAGCGGAAAAAGAAAGAUGAGGCAGAAGUGCCUGAGGAGGCAGCGAAGGCCAGCGGUGCAUCAGAAUCAGCAGCGCCUCCUGCUGAGGAAAAGGGAAAAGCAAGUGGGGCAAAGCGUGGCCGUCCGUCUAAAGCAGUAGCAGCAGCAGCAAAAUCAGAAGCAGAAGAUAUGAAGAGUCCUGAGGAUGACUGUCAAGCUCCAGUCAAGGAGAAGAAACCUAAAGCAGAUGCUGCUCCUCUGGCCCGUCAGCACCCCUGUCCUGAAUGUGACUUCACAUUCCCCAGCCUGAUUCAGCUCCGUGCUCACAAGAAGGAGAAACACGCCCCGCGGAAAGCCCAUCCCUGCGAAGAAUGUGACGAGAGCUUUGCCCGUCCCCAGCAGCUGGACGCCCACAUGUCACGGGCUCAUGCCGUGGGCCGCCUCUCCUGCCCAGUCUGUGGGAAGAGCUUUGGCCGUGAGCGCACCUUGAAAGCUCACCAGAAAACCCACCCGGAGGAAAAUCCUGAAAAUCCAAUUGCAAAGAGAUAAUUGAGCUAUGGGGACUUUGCAGAAAGUGUAUGGUUUUUGGAGAUUUUAGUCAGAUAUUGUCUUUUUUUUUUUCCCUCCUUUUUUACAUUGGAUGUCUGAUCCUCCUGAUAGUUUGGAAUGGUUUUGAGAAAUAUGUUUUAGCAAGUUUUGGAUUAGAAUUUGAGUUUUGAUUAUGACGGGUUGAGAUGUUGAUCACACAGACACCGCCUAAAUUGACUAACCAAAUGUUGUUAAAUCCAUCUAUUGCAGCCAUUGCCACAAAACAUAGUUUAUUUGUAAAAAAAAAAAAAAAAGAAGUUUUUUAAAGCUUGAAAUGUGUGUGUGGUUUGACUAUUACUUGGAGUCUCGAGUUCAACUCACUGGUUUAAAAAAAAAAAAAGUUUUUAAUUCCUCUUGUUUUUAUUCCAACACAAAUUGGGUAAGUACCUAUUCUGCAGCAAUUUAGAUGCCUAGUAGAGAUACUAUGUUCGAAUGUUCAGACAGUUUGUCAACAAAAUGUGUAUGUACAGCUUCUGGUUCAUAUUGUGCUUUUAACUCCUGAUAUGUUGAUUAUGUUCCUUUCUAAAUUUAAGAAUAAAAAAAAAUCAUGUUUUUUUUUUUUUUUUUUUUUUAAUGCUAAGAAAAUACAUUGGCUUAGAUCUCCAGAUUCAAUGGGGGCAGAAAUUAUCCACUAUAAUCCUCCUUUCAAAAAGAAAAAUGCUCCUUUUUUAAUUUCACUAGAAUAAUAUUUGUCUUAGACAUUUCUUAACUGGAACUCGUGACUCUUAACUGCCUUAGAGUCCCAAAAGAAACUGUAUCAUGUGUUUUUCACUGAUUGGAUUGUUUCUCUCCCCACUGCGAUGUGUCUGGACACUGCAAACAUGUAAUAAAACAUGCCAUCCCACGGGAGGCUGCUGAAGAAAUGA